Molecule: messenger RNA, 1032 nt
Organism: Lachancea fermentati
Lineage: Eukaryota; Fungi; Ascomycota; Saccharomycetes; Saccharomycetales; Saccharomycetaceae
Source: the annotation of a GenBank genome assembly
AUGGGAAGUCGCUUAGUAUUAAAGACUCUUAAAGACGCUGGAAAAGGACGUCUAGCAUAUCCCGUGGAAAACUCUACCCCUCCUGUAUCGCGAGAUCUAAUCAAGUCCCAGCUUAAAGAUUUUCGAGAGAGUUUACCUCGAUGUAUAACUGAUUAUGCUGAUCAUGGGUUAGGGUUUAUCAAGAGAAAUAAACGGCUGAGUCAAUAUCUGAAAGGGAAAAAAACGCUAACCAAAGCUCGAUCACAAGUUCAUGGAACGAGUAGCGUCGCACAGGUGUAUCAGAAUGCAAAUCGUCUUUUUUCGAAGCAAGCUAAAGUAUAUCAUUGUGAUUUCUUUCGACUUCUCUAUUUCCCACCAGAUCACUUUUUGUCACUCUUUCGUAAAAGCAAGCCUGGGGUCAAUGUACGCAUAGUGGGCGAGGUGUUUCUCAACGGAAAUGUUGCCACUGAUGACGGGAAACAGUUGAAAUCUACAGAGUUAUUCAAACAGAAGAGCAAAAUGGAAAGCUAUGGCAGGAAACAAGAUGUGAAUAAAUUCAAAUACAAAUUCCCACUAUUCGCUGGCGAUGGGACUAAUAUACCUAAAAACUACGCUUAUUUGAGACGCUAUCUGCGGGUAUUCGUGGAUAAAUGCUUUAUCAAAGAAUGGACCAAAUUGAAUGGCGAUAAGGCCGUUUCGGAACAGGUCCGGUUCUCACAAACUGUACAUGGCCGGCAGAGGAAAAUUACCAAUGAUGAUGGCAUCAAGUGGAAAUACUUGGAUACUACAGGCCAGAGCAAACGCGGGGUAGCCAAGGAUGGCUUCUACUUGUACCAAGUUCUGAUAUUUCCAGAUGUACAUACAAAGCAUGAGUUUGAGGCGAACAUCGUGAGAAGCGUGCAGACAGUUGCCAAUCUAGAAUGGCCAGUGUUUCUCAAGGGUAACACUCCAGGCAAAACCUGGGUUCAAGAAGUAAACAAUAGAGUUCGGGUUUCCAACCUGAACACCUACCUAGUGCGCGACCAGGUUCCAAGCGUCGUCGAGAAGAUUUGA